Molecule: messenger RNA, 3609 nt
Organism: Lycium barbarum (goji berry)
Lineage: Eukaryota; Viridiplantae; Streptophyta; Magnoliopsida; Solanales; Solanaceae
Exons: 7
Coding region: 1-3609 (1202 amino acids)
Source: RefSeq, a predicted model, not a curated record
AUGGACAAUGUCCAGUCACUGAUUCAUCAGAGAAAACAAUCUCCUUUGAAGGAACUGCAUGAUGUGAUCUCUCAUAAUAUUAAUUUGGGAGCUGAGGUGGAAUAUGAUGAGGGCAAGAACAAAUUCAAUGAAAGUGAAGAAGAGGUUUCAGUGGAACAGGUUUUUAGUAAUGCGGUCAAAGAAGCUGGCAUCUCACCAAGAUCUAGACAGAAAGGCUCCAAGAAAGGAAAGAAACAAGUAAUCACAGAUACUAUUCCUAUAAGAGUGGUACCAAGGAGAGGUUCUUUAAUGGAGCCUUUUCAACACUUUAGGCAUAUUCAAGGAUUUAGAAGGAGAUUAGGCAUGACAUAUGCCCAUUACAACUGCAAUGGUAAAAUAUGGUUCUUUGUAAAUGAUAAUGUGGAUGUGGAGAUCCUGCAGGAUCUACAACAACAGAUUACUAUAAAGUUGUUUUUCCAAGAGUGGAAUAAGUCACUUAUGGUAACUAUGGUCUAUGCAAAGUGUGAUCAUCUGGAAAGAAUAAGUUUAUGGGAUAGUUUGUAUAGUUUGGAUGAUCAAAUGGAAUUGCCUUGGGCAGGUAGUGACUGUAUUUUCAAAAGAUUGGAUAGAAUGAUUGCAAACUCUAAACUACAAGAUUGGUUUGCACAUAUGGAGGUGCAACAUUUAUCCAGAACUGGCUCAGACCAUGCUCAUUUGCUACUUACAUGUGCUGAAUCUUCACAUCACAUAAGGAAGCCUUUCAGAUUUCUAAAAUUCUGGACAGAACAUGAAUCCUUCUUAGAGGUAGUUAAUCAGGCAUGGAUCACAGAUUUUGAAGGGGAUGAUUUUAUCAGAUUCAAGUUGAAAUUGAAGAAUGUGAAAUCUGCCUUAUCUGCUUGGAGUAAGGCAACUUUUGGUGAUAUUUUCAAGCAACUAACAGUAAGGGAAGAGGUGGUGAGAAUUAAAGAGCAAUGUUUUGAAGAAGAUCCUACUCCUAUGAACAGGAUGGUCCUACAGCAAGCACAAGCAGCAUUGAAAAAGUAUGUUCAUUAUGAGGAAGAAUUUUGGAGACAAAAGUCACAUAUGACUAGUUUUGCUGAGGGUGACAGGAAUACAAGGUACUUUCAUAGUAUUGUGAAUGGGAGGAGAAAGAGAUUGCAGAUCAGAAGAAUUCUGAAUCAACAAGGAGUAUGGAUAGAAGGGGAGUCACUUUUGGCAGAAGAAGCUUGUAGAUUUUACCAACAGCAGUUCUCCCAAGAGGUUGAUCCUUUAGAUUUUCAAUUGCUACAAUAUGUUCCUAGUAUGGUGGAUCAGGAUACUAAUAAUCAGCUGGUGUGUUGGGACAUUGUUGGUGCUGAUGUAUACAAUCUUGUGAAAGCAUUUUUUGAUGGCCAAACUCUUCCUAAGUCACUCACACAUACCAACCUGGUACUGUUACCAAAGAAGAACAACAUUGAGACCUUUGCUGAUAUGAGACCAAUCAGUCUCAGCAACUUCAUCAACAAGGUUAUUUCUAAAGUGGUUCAGGAUAAGCUGGAGGGCAUUCUACCUUCACUGAUAUCUCCUAACCAAUCUGGAAUUGUUAAGGGCAGAUGUAUCAUUGAAAAGGUCCUUCUAACUCAAGAAGUUGUGACUGACAUUAGAUUAAGAGGAAAACCAGCUGAUGUUGUACUUAAGCUUGACUUGGCUAAAGCAUAUGAUAGAGUAUCAUGGAGUUACUUGAUCAAAGUUUUAAGGAAGAUGGGAUUUGCAGAAAUUUUCAUAGAUAUGGUGUGGAGGCUGAUAGCAAAUAAUUGGUACUCCAUACUCCUUAAUGAUCAAGCUCAUGCUUUCUUUCAUUCCACCAGGGGUGUAAAACAAGGAGAUCCUCUUUCUCCUGCUUUGUUCAUCUUAUCUGCUGAAGUUUUAUCUAGAGCAUUGAAUUCUUCAUUUGAGAAUAAUGACUUUAAAAGUUAUGGAAUGCCCAAAUGGAGUGCCAAUCUGAACCAUCUGGCAUAUGCAAAUGACACAAUAAUUUUUUCAUCUGCAUAUGAGUUAAUUAUGGAGGUACUACAUGCAUAUGAGCAGGUAUCGGGCCAACUUAUAAAUAAAGGCAAGAGCUCAUUCCAUGUACACAGUAAGGUGUCUAUUGGGCUGAUACAACAGGUGGAGACUAUUACUGGUUUUAAAAGAGGCACUUUUCCUUUUACAUAUUUGGGUUGUCCUGUCACAUAUUCAAGGAAAAGGAAGGCUGAUUACAAUGAUCUAAUCAAGAAAGUCAAGAAUAGGCUGCAGACUUGGAAAGGAAGAUUGCUAUCAUUUGGAGGAAAAUCUGUUCUAAUCAAUAAUGUAUUAAUGAGUAUGCCAAUACAUUUGUUGUUAGCCAUCAAACCUCCAAAAUGUGUUAUCAAUGAUAUGCACAAAAUCUUCUCAAGAUUCUUCUGGAAUAAUAGUGAGGAAGGCAGAAGAAGACACUGGUCAUCAUGGCUAAACUUGUGUAAGCCAAAAGAGGAAGGGGGAGUAGGCUUUAGAUCUUUGUUUGAUGUAUCUAAAGCCUUAUGUGCAAAACUUUGGUGGAAAUUCAGGACAACAAAUACUCUAUGGGCAAACUACAUGUGGAUCAAAUAUUGCAAAAGGCACAGUCCUCAGACUGUGCAGUGGAAAGGAGGUUCUCAAGUAUGGAAGGCUAUGAUAGAGGCUAGAGAUAAUAUAGAGCAAGAAAUAUGGUGGGAACCAAGGAGUGGAACUGCAAAUGUAUGGUUUGACAACUGGACAAAGCUAGGGGCACUAUAUCACAUUAUUCCAGAUGAUUUUGGAAUAGAUGAGGGUGUUCAAGAUGUAAAAGAACUUAUGUUGCAUGUUGGUUGGAAUAUAGGAAAAUUGCAGCAGUUGUUUCCUAUGGAUAUUGUGGAUCAUAUAUUGGAAGAAUUGCACUUUCAUGAACCAAAAGAUGAGUGGGAUAUGCCAAGAUGGAUGAUCACAGCAUCAGGCAAGUUUACUGUAGGCACUGCAUGGGAAUUACUGAGGAGUAAAGCAGUCAAGUCAGAUGUUUUUAAGAAUAUAUGGAUAUCAGGGGUGCCUUUUAAGAUAUCUUUCUUUUUCUGGAGGUUGUGGAAGUACAAAAUAUUAGUUGGAGAGGAAAUGUUGCCACAAAAGUUUGGACUUAUGUUAAAACUGUUGUUGGCAUCACAGCACAGUUUCAACAAGUCAGGCAGCUCCUUCAAAUCUGGUGGAAUACAGAUUGUCCCUCAAAGUUCAGAACCAUUUUUAAAGCUAUUCCAAUGGUCACCAUGUGGCAGAUAUGGAAGUGGAGGAAUACAGUCCUAUAUGGAGGGAGGAUAUCCAUCAACAAAAAAUGCAGUAGGUGAUUUCCAGUAUGCAGCAGCAAGAAGGAUAUCAGAUGGUUCAAAUUUGAUAGCAGAAGCAAGGGCACUACAUGAGGGGCUUAAGUACUGUGUUACACACAGUCUGUUACCAGUGGUGUUGAAAACAGAUUCAAUGACUAUGAAGAUGAUCUUAACUGGUGAUCAUCUUUUUCAGAGUUUUACUUCACUUCCUAUGAAAGAAAGGAAAAUUCUAAAUACAAAGAAGUCACAUAUACCAUACAUGAGGAUCAGGCUAGCUAAGGACCAUCACAUCCCUGGAGAUUAA